UUUCCUGCCUCCUUCCCUCCCCGUUUCUUCUUGUUUUCCCCUCUCCACGCGCCAUGCCCCGCUCGGACUCGCGGCGCCGGAGCCCGCGGCGCUCCGAGAGCCCCAGGAAUCGGCGCUCGGACUCCAGGCGCCGCCGCUCGCCGCCGCGACGCUCGCCGCCGCGACGCUCGCCGCCGCGACGCUCGCCGCCGCGACGCAGAUCUACGUCGAGGCGUGCCAGCAGAUCGAGGUCUGUGAAGCGCUCGCGGUCGGUGAAGCGCUCGCCUGUGAAGGUGACGCCGAAGCCGGACACUGGGACCGAGAUUCCCGACAACAUUGGCAAGGCAGAGGUGGUGGCAGGAAAGGCGAGGCCCAGUACCGGAGAGCCGACAUGGCGAGCAGAGAUUAUGAUGCCACAAGUGGGGCUUACGGAGAAGAGCGGGGGCUACAACUAUGGCGGCAAGGUGCGAACGAUGUGCAUCCGGGGGCCCCACCGAGUGGACAAGCAGCAGGCUGAGGAAGAUGCAGAGAAGCUGGAGGAAGGGGCUCGCAACGGUGACACUCGCUCGGUGAAGGCCAUCGCCAACGACAUGGUGCGCCACGGCCGACCGUGAGAGCGAAACUCGCACGAUCGGAUCGCGUGAAGGGCCCUGAGGCAUGGCAAGCCUUGGGCGACAGCGAGAAAAAGGGGGUUGCAC
Messenger RNA from Effrenium voratum, 677 nucleotides. The record is from the annotation of a GenBank genome assembly. Lineage: Eukaryota; Dinophyceae; Suessiales; Symbiodiniaceae.